Messenger RNA from Hipposideros armiger (great roundleaf bat), 2513 nucleotides. Its product is annotated as protein FAM25C-like. The record is from RefSeq and is a predicted model, not a curated record. NCBI's taxonomy places the organism in Eukaryota, Metazoa, Chordata, Mammalia, Chiroptera, Hipposideridae. The transcript has 3 exons. The coding region runs from base 1969 to 2238 and encodes 89 amino acids.
AGUAUUUAAGUCCUUUUUUUCUUUUUUCAGAAUUGGUAACUGCUAAGUUGGAAAAUUGCUAUUUGAAAAUUCACUGUCCUUCACUUGAUGCAGGCUGCUGGUCCUUUGCCAAACUGGGUUGUUGAGCAAAUUCCACUUGGAGAAUUAGUUGGCUCCUGUCAAGGCCUGAUUCUCCCUGCCCCAAGGCCUGGACUUGACCUUCUGACUCAGGACAAGCUGACAUGCGUGCCUGUGUUCAAGGGCUGCUCCACUGGGGCCCAGCAUGGGCCAGGCCUUUUCCAAGAUGGGCUGGUUUCCACCUGAGUCAUCCUCAACUGCAUCCAGGCUGGCAGUGUUGUUCCUUGUAGGAGUCACCUGAACCCAAUCCCUCAGAGAGGAACCCAGCUCUGGCUAGAAGGGUCUUGGACUGGAAAAGAGUCCAUCAUCAGGCAGCCAAGGGCUGGGCUGAGAGGACAGGUGCUGGAGCUGGAGGGCCAAGUGGACCAGGACCUGGGACAGAGCACCAAUGUCUGGGGCCCAAGUCUGGUCUUGGGCAGCUUGGUGUCUCAAGGUCUCUUGUUUUUUCCCGGUUGGACAUUUGGGAUUCAUGUUUGGACCCAGCCUUGCCUGGAGAUCUGGGGCCAUGGUGUAUUGUUCCUGGAGCCAGGGUGCUCACAGCAGGGCAAUGCAUUAAAGAGGAACAGAGUCUUGUGGGGCGGGAAAUGAUGUGGUAAGGGCAGCAACAGCCUGACAGCAAGGGAAAAGCAUAGCUAGAGGCUGUGGUGGGCUGAGCUCUAGUCUGGCACUGGGGCCAGAGACCUGUUGAGUGGCCAAGUCCUGACAAGGGCCUGUUGAGGGGCUGGUGAUCUCUUGAGGCGAGGGGGACUGUGAAGAGUAUCCCAGGGUGGGGGCUGGUGAGAAAGGGCCCUGUGUGGGCUGGAAGACACACACAACCUCAGGGGAAACAGAGAAGGGGCUUUGAUGAGUGCAGGGAACGUCCCUGUGUAUCUGUCAGCCUAAUUCCUACUAGCCAUGUCCCAGAAGCCCCCCCACCCUCGACAACAUUUCCCUGGCAUCCUGAGCAGAAUAUUCUGGUAUUUGGCUACAACAAGAAGGCCUGUGGUCAGGUAAACACUAGUUAGGUGCUGCCACACCCUCGUGGGCAGCUCUGAAGGGUGAGAGAGCCUGCAUGGGGGAGGUGGCCUUGGGCUCCUCCCUCAGGCCUGACUGCAUGAACAAGGACUUGGAGAACUUUCCCUUGAUGAUUCCUGCCCAUUGGGGUCACAUCCCCCAGCCCUCUGGCUCCAAGGCAGCCUCAUAUCCCCAUCUACUCUUUGGCCUACACACUAGUUGGUCAGGGCUCAUUGUCAAGUGGCCUCUCCAUGUCACAUCAGUGAUGAGGAGGAAGGAACAGAAGUUUACCAGGAGCUUAUGUGCAUGAGUCCCACCAAUGAUCAAUGACACAGCCAGGAAGGCAUGGCUGUCCUUAUUUUACAGAUGAGGAAACUGAGGCUCAGGUUGGUGACUAAGAAAAGUAGUAUGUGGCAUGGGGCUUAAGGUAGCUCUCUCCAUUCUGAGUAACUAGGGAGGCAGCCUGGCUCCCUAAGCAUGUGAUGUGUCAGGGGCCAGUAGAACAGCUUUCUGAGAAUUCUUGCUAAGGCCAGAAGCACCUCCCCAGGUGAUGGUGGUUCUCUACUCCUCCAGGACCUCUUGACCUCCUGUCUAUCCCCACUGCUGACCUCAUAGGGCCUCCCCAAGGUGCAGAGAGGGCCGGGUUCCCUCACGUGCUGGCUGCCCCAGACAGGGCGCUAGGGUGGCCCCACCCAGCCUCUUCCUUCUGCCACCGCCUGCACUGACUCACUGCCUGACCUACUACUUGGCUGGGGUGAGGGUUGGUGCCCUAAAGCCCAGCCAGGCAUCAGAGGCAUCUAUAAAAGCACACUGGUCCAGGCCCCAGCAUCCUGCUCGGUCACCAUCUGUCGCUGCACGAUGCUAGGAGGACUGGGCAAGCUUGCCGCUGAGGGCCUGGCCCACCGCACUGAGAAGGCCACUGGGGAGGCUGUUCAUGCUGUGGAGGGAGUGGUAAAGGAGGUGGUGGAGCACGCCAAGGAGGCUGGAGAGAAAGCCAUUGCCGAAGCCUUCAAGAAGGCUCAGGAGACAGGCGACAAAGUGGUAAAGGAAGUCACUGAGUCAGUGACCCACACCGUCACAAAUGCUGUCACCCACGCAGCGGAAGGCCUGGGUAAACUGGGACAGUGAGCACGCCUGCCACUGACUUGACUUCCUGAAUCUCAAUAAAAUCUGUGAAAUGUGUACACUGAUCCCUGGAUUUAUUCCUGGUCAAAUAGUAGCACUAUUUAUUCCUGUCACCUGCUGUCACACAUUGACACCCAAUGGGGAUCAGAUAGGUCCCUUGAGUAAUCAAUGUGCUGCUCUCACAUGAUGUCUCAUGUCACCAAGGACCUUUUGAAAAAUUGUUAGGGUCUGUGCUACAUUUCUUUUUUUUUUAAAGAUUUUAUUGGGGAGUUGGGGGA